AUGAAGGUGGCAUGGGGAAGAGGAGGCGAGCUGCUAUCCUCCUUGCGUGUAACUUUUGAGUCGACUCAAGAGCUGCUAUCCUCCUUGCGUGUAACUUUUGAGUCGACUCAAGAGCUGCUAUCCUCCUUGCGUGUAACUUUUGAGUCGACUCAAGAGCUGCCAUCCUCCUUGCGUGUAACUUUUGAGUCGACUCAAGAGCUGCCAUCCUCCUUGCGUGUAACUUUUGAGUCGACUCAAGAGCUGCCAUCCUCCUUGCGUGUAACUUUUGAGUCGACUCAAGAGCUGCCAUCCUCCUUGCGUGUAACUUUUGAGUCGACUCAAGAGCUGCCAUCCUCCUUGCGUGUAACUUUUGAGUCGACUCAAGAGCUGCUAUCCUCCUUGCGUGUUACUUUUGAGUCGACUCAAGAGCUGCCAUCCUCCUUGCGUGUAACUUUUGAGUCGACUCAAGAGCUGCCAUCCUCCUUGCGUGUAACUUUUGAGUCGACUCAAGAGCUGCCAUCCUCCUUGCGUGUAACUUUUGAGUCGACUCAAGAGCUGCCAUCCUCCUUGCGUGUAACUUUUGAGCCGACUCAAGAGCUGCCAUCCUCCUUGCGUGUAACUUUUGAGUCGACUCAAGAGCUGCUAUCCUCCUUGCGUGUUACUUUUGAGUCGACUCAAGAGCUGCCAUCCUCCUUGCGUGUAACUUUUGAGUCGACUCAAGAGCUGCCAUCCUCCUUGCGUGUAACUUUUGAGUCGACUCAAGAGCUGCUAUCCUCCUUGCGUGUUACUUUUGAGUCGACUCAAGAGCUGCCAUCCUCCUUGCGUGUAACUUUUGAGUCGACUCAAGAGCUGCCAUCCUCCUUGCGUGUAACUUUUGAGUCGACUCAAGAGCUGCCAUCCUCCUUGCGUGUAACUUUUGAGUCGACUCAAGAGCUGCCAUCCUCCUUGCGUGUAACUUUUGAGCCGACUCAAGAGCUGCCAUCCUCCUUGCGUGUAACUUUUGAGUCGACUCAAGAGCUGCCAUCAUCGCCCCCACCCUUCUUCCCUCGGUGCAGCUUUGAGCUUCGAAUGAAGGUGGCGCUGGGAAGAGGAGGCGAGCUGCUGUCAUCCAUGCGUGUGCUCAACACUGACAGCAAGGCACUCUCCUUCACCUGCGCCCUGCACACAUACUUCCGCGUUUCAGACAUAAGGUGGGUGACUGUUGCUGCUGCCGUUGGUGGUGCUGCUGCUGUUGUCGGUAGUGUGAGUGACUGGUCCCUUCACCUGCGCCCUGCACACAUACUUCCGCGUCUCGAGAUCAGCGAGGUGCACAUACGAGGGCUGGAGGCGUUGGAUUAUUUCGACAACCUGGAUGCUCUCAAGAGAGUCACGGACCAAGGCGACUCCAUCGACUAUUGUGUCGCCUCAAUCGUUGUCUCACCGCCACUCAUGCUGACCUCCCUUUCGUCUCCCCUCUUCCUCCCCCUCUGCUCCCCCUCCGACCCCUCUCUGCGCCCUCUCCGCUCCCCUCCGCUUCUCCCCCCCCCCCUCCUCUUCCGCCUCUCCCCUCUGUGGCAGCGAGUCGUGUGGAACCCCUGGGAGAAGAAGGCACGGGCAAUGAGCGACAUGGGAGAGGGAGAGUACAAGCGGUUUGUGUUGGUAUGGAAUCCGUGGGAGAAGAAGGCAAGGGCCAUGAGCGACAUGGGAGAGGGAGAGUACAAGCGAUUCGUGUGUGUGGAGGCAGCAGCAAUCGAGAAGCCGGUGCAGCUGAAGCCGGGGGAGGAGUGGCGAGCCGGUCAAGAGCUGUCAGUGGUGCCUUCGUCGUACCACAGUGGACAGUUGGACCCUACCGUGGUUACAAGGGGUUAUUAG
Messenger RNA from Closterium sp. NIES-65, 1830 nucleotides. NCBI's taxonomy places the organism in Eukaryota, Viridiplantae, Streptophyta, Zygnematophyceae, Desmidiales, Closteriaceae. The record is from the annotation of a GenBank genome assembly.